UCAGUUCCGCUGGGAGUCGCAUCCUACCUGGAGAGGAGGUGUACAGCUUUCCACACUUGCCCGGCUCCUACUCUGCUGCUUCUGAGGUGGGAGGAAAAGUGCUGGUUUGGAUUCUCAGCUAGUGCAGCUUCAACAGAAAAAGAGACCAGAUGGGUUCUUGGGAAGCUCUUCUCUUCUCCUCCUUUCUUCUGUGGAGUCAAAGUAAAGGGGUGAGAUUGAUGUUCUUGUUAUUGAUCCUGCAUUUAGGAAAUUGUGUUGAUAAAGUUGAUGAUGAAGAUGAUGAAGAUUUAACAGUGAACAAAACAUGGGUCUUGGCACCAAAAAUUCAUGAAGGAGAUAUUACACAAAUUCUCAACUCGUUGCUUCAAGGUUAUGACAAUAAACUUCGCCCAGACAUUGGAGUGAGGCCUACAGUAAUAGAAACGGAUGUUUAUGUAAAUAGUAUUGGACCAGUCGAUCCCAUAAAUAUGGAAUAUACAAUAGAUAUAAUUUUUGCUCAAACUUGGUUCGACAGUCGACUGAAAUUCAACAGUACUAUGAAAGUGCUUAUGCUUAAUAGUAAUAUGGUUGGAAAAAUUUGGAUUCCUGACACUUUCUUCAGAAACUCAAGAAAAUCUGAUGCACACUGGAUAACAACUCCUAAUCGUCUGCUGAGAAUUUGGAAUGAUGGACGAGUUCUUUAUACCUUAAGAUUGACAAUUAACGCAGAAUGUUACCUUCAACUUCAUAAUUUUCCUAUGGAUGAACAUUCUUGUCCACUGGAAUUUUCAAGCUAUGGAUACCCUAAAAAUGAAAUUGAAUAUAAAUGGAAAAAGCCUUCUGUAGAAGUAGCUGAUCCUAAAUACUGGCGAUUAUAUCAAUUUGCAUUUGUAGGUUUAAGAAACUCAACUGAAAUCGCUCACACAAUCUCAGGGGAUUAUGUAAUCAUGACAAUUUUUUUUGACCUGAGUAGACGAAUGGGAUACUUCACUAUUCAGACCUACAUUCCAUGUAUUCUAACAGUCGUUCUUUCCUGGGUGUCUUUUUGGAUCAAUAAAGAUGCAGUACCUGCAAGAACGUCACUGGGUAUCACUACAGUUUUGACUAUGACAACCCUAAGUACAAUUGCCAGGAAGUCGUUACCUAAGGUUUCUUAUGUGACUGCGAUGGAUCUCUUUGUUUCCGUUUGUUUCAUUUUUGUUUUUGCUGCCUUAAUGGAAUAUGGAACCUUGCAUUAUUUUACUAGCAACAAAAAAGGGAAAACUACUAAAGACAGGAAGAUAAAAAACAAGACCUCGGUGUCGCCCGGUCUCCAUGCUGGAUCCACUCUGAUUCCGAUGAAUAGCAUGUCUCUGCCACAAGGGGAGGACGAUUACGGCUAUCAGUGUUUGGAGGGCAAAGAUUGUGCCAGCUUCUUCUGCUGCUUCGAAGACUGCAGAGCUGGGUCCUGGAGGGAAGGGAGGAUACACAUACGCAUUGCCAAAAUUGACUCCUAUUCGCGAAUAUUUUUCCCAACAGCGUUUGCUCUGUUCAAUCUGGUUUAUUGGGUUGGCUAUCUUUACUUAUAAAUUUACUUCUAGCCCAAAUCUAUAAUUCUAAUUAUAUCUAGUUUAAUCAGUUGUACUUCAGUAACAUGAGGUUAAAACUUAAAAUGCAGAGAUACAAUGGUAAAAAUACAAACAGUAUUGUAAUUAUUUUUAGGCUUCCAGAGGUAAAUAAAAUACCAGAUAGUAGAUUCGCUUACCUAAAUUUACAUGAAAUUUUUGAAUUGUUAAAUCCAGUAUAUUUAAAUACUAUUACAUGCUUUACUUUUACUUUAUGUUACUUACACCCUAUUAGGAUUUGGGAUUUAUAAUGAUGCAUAAUUUAAAAUUGAAGUAAUUGAGUAUAUAUUUUAUUUAAAUAUAAUCUGAUUUCUAAAAUAUAUCUAAUUUUUUACCUAAAAUGUUUUUAAUUUCAGUUUCUUGUUCCUUUUUAUUUUUCUACCUGGUUUAGCAUAUAUCUUGUUAAAAAGAUAAAGUCAUUAUUUCCUUGCAUUUAUUUCCAAGAUGCUUUAGUCCCAAGAAGAAAGUAAUUUAUUUCUGUCUUAAUUUAAUUUUUAUUUUGAGUUGAUAACAUAUAAUUGUAUAGAUUUAUAAGGGAAAACACGAUGUCAUGAUUUAUGAAUACAGUAUGGAAUAACUGAACACAGUAGUUGGGAAGAGCACAUGAUUUAUGAAUUGACGAAUUUUUGUUUGUCAUUUAAUACAGUCGAUUGCCUUAUGCAAUAUGAAAGAAAACUCCAGCUACAUUUAGUUUGAGGAUUUGCACACUUGGAUAGAGACGAUUUCAGACAGAUUUUUAAAAUGCAAUUUGGAAAAUGAUAAAGAAAAUGCUGCAUUUAUCCAUUUUGUUUUCUUCCUUUUGGCAUUUAUGAAGUAUGGAUAGUAACAUGUAUCAACACUAAGAUUAAAAGUAGAAAGAAUGAUCAUUCUUUUCAUGUGCUACAAAGUUGUAGCAGUGCUUCAGUUAAUAAUUAGGGGACAUUUACUCUUGUGGUUAAAGAAAUAUCUGGCAAAUUAAAUCGUAAGCUCAUUGAGAAUGUAGUCUUAUUUUUUUAUCAGACUUACUUAGCAAAUUAUUUUAUGCUUAUGUCAAAUAUAUGUCUCUUCUAUCUCUUGAGUUUGAGCCUGUUCUACAACAUUAUUACAUUAUCUUUUAUAGGAAAUGAGAAAAGCCACAGAAUCAUGUUAAGGUUAGAUUUUGCUACAGUCACCUUUAAAGAACAUGAGUGUGAGAGCAUUCUAGUUUUCAACAGACAGCAGAAAAAGGCCAAAGGAAGUUUCGGUAAGAAAAGCUGGUGUGUUAAUAGCUGCAACAUAUCUCUUGUGAAGAGAAGAAUUAACAUUAAGUUUCAAUGCCAUGGCCCUGUAAAUCAGUUGGCAUAUCAGUUGUUCAUAAGCAUUCCGUUUUCAUCCACCAUAAUUUAAUCUUCCAAAGAUUCAGCAGUGUCAGGUUGGAGAUCAACUUCAAAAACUGUUUCUAUUGCCAAGAAUGAUUAUCUGGAUUAAGAGAUUUAUGAUCAAGGACAAAUUUAUGAUCAAGGACUAAGGCUUGAAAAAAUGCUAUCACAUACAUAUGUGAUGCUAGAGUUUUAGUGCUGUAUUUCCUCCACACAGUUAGUGCAUGCCUGGUAAUGUCCAGGUAUAGUUAUAAUUUUUAAACAUUUAGUUCUUUUUAAUUUUAAUCUAAAUAUAUUUUACUGUGUUCCUCAGAUAAAUCUUAGUCAUUUUUCCAAUUUGUUUACAAACCUUUAGGCAGAAAAAGCAAAUGAACAAUUGAACUUUAAUGAAAAAUAUUAAGAGUGCUCUAUUCUUUGUGGAGAGUCAAAUAAAAUUUGGCCAUGUAUAUAUUCAUUUUGAGAUUACUCAUACAUUGUUGCUUUUAACAUUGAGUAUUGGUGGCUAUUUUAAAUACUAGCAUCCAUUUAGAAAUAAAUGGAAAAUAUUCAUAAAAAGUAAAAUACUUCACUAAAUUAUUUUGUGACUAGUUUCAUGUUUUAAGCUCUAAACUGCUCAUUAUUAAGGAGUACUUUAGAUUUGGGAACUUUUUCAAUUUUAUCUGAGCAUGACUAAAUUUUAAAGCUCUCAAAGACGCUUGAUAUAAGCAGCCUUGAUUUUUUUCAUUGAUGUCUUAUUAACUUGAUUUUAAACGUUGACAAUAUUUACAUGUGGAAAUAUAAUUGAUUAAAAUAUGAUAGAUACUUUCCUAUAUGUUUCUUGUAUAUACCAUCAAAAUAAGCAUUUAAUUUUCAAAGUCACUGGUAUUUUCAACAGCUUUAUCUGAAUUUAUGGAUCAGAAAGAGAAGCAUACAAAUCUUACUAUAAAGCAAAAGUAAAAAUACAUUUUUUUCCAAGGAAUCAAAAGAACUUAUUCUCAGAGGGGAUCCAUGCUAAUUCUUGUUCUUGUUUCAGGUAAUAGUUUUUCCUUGUUGGCAAAGAUUUUUUAAUCCUCUUCUUUUCAAGUGAGGUGUGUUUUGUUUUAUUGGUUUUAGUGGGACUUUUGCUGAAUGCAAAAAACAAACCUUUAGAAUAAAUCACAAAGUAAUAAAAGUGAAAAGGAUCAGAGAAACAGACAUUUAGAAUCAUUGGAAAAACGUUAAUUCACAUAAAUCCAUUUAUUACAACUAUGACUAGGAUAUGAAAGCACUGAGAUAGAGAAGUGUGAAUGAUGUGACUUUAUUUUGACUUACAGCGACAGAUUAGUAGUUUAUGUAUCCUUGAAUUACACAAACAAGAUUAUGUAUACUUGAAGCGAAAGCCUAGAGUGUUAACUUGUUUUAGGAGUAAGAAGUACUUAGACUAUUCGAGAUUUCAGGAAAAGAAUAAAAAUUCCCCCAAUAAAGCCAAUUAAAUAUAAAGUUUCUAUGUCAGGCUAAGAAUUAUACAAUUCAUGGAAUGUAUCUCAUUUUAAGUGAAGGAGAGACUUCAUUAAGUUUUAAGUCCUGAUAAACUCUAUUUUAAGUAUACUAUUGUAAAUAUGAAAGCAAUUAUCAGGGUUUUUACAUCUAGUGUGUUCACAUAGUUGGAUAUCCACAUAUACUGUAAUGAUAAGAAGUCUGUACUUUUCCUUAAGAAGAAGGAUAAAAUGGAGUGUUGCAUUCUUAAUGAUAAUUCAGCAUCAAAAAGAACAUCAGAUAGAACUCUCACACUCAUACUUGUACAUAUUAAAUAGUAUUUCAAUUCGGUACAUUGUGACUAAAUAAUUCUAAUGACUGGUCUGAGUAAAGUCGGAACAGACAAGCAUUAUUUGAAUAAACACAAAACAAAUGAAGAAUGUAUACAUAAAAUUGGCAAAUGUCUGUAUCACUGUUUUCUCCAAUCCUGAAACAUUUGCUGUAGCAAAAAAAAAAAAACUGCAUUCAUGAUUAUUUCAUUAGUGUUAUCACUAGGGUUCAAGUAAUGUACCAGCCACUUAAUGAUUUGUCAUUAGUCCACUGGAAGCAUUGUGCAAAUAAUUCCUGAGCAAACUGUAAUUCUUUAUAUUAUCACAUUUAUCCAAAUAUCACUGUUACGUCAUAUGAAGGCCACACAUAGUGGCGUUACGCUACUGUCAACAAUCCUUUCUUUCUUAAGGUUAGAGAGUAGUCUGACAGGCCACUGUAAAGUCACAAAACAAUUAACGAAUGUUUAUUAAAGACACUCCAGUUGGAAUUCCAAACAAUAUUGACAUUUUUUCCAGUAGAUAUAAAGUUGGCUUUUCUUACCCUAUGUUUGCAGUUUAGAACUGAGGUACCCCAACUCAAAUAUUUAUGGAGUAUUUUUUAUGCACAAAAUGUACCAGAGAGAAUAGAUAACAUAAAGAUGAAUUCUGAAGGAAUACAUGCAGAGAGAAGAGGAUUAGUUGUACAGUUUAAGAGCAGAAGAAUAAUUCUGCAAAGCAGUCCCGAAGAAUAUGUAUUUAAAAAUAUGAAUUUGAGGAUUCAAUAUGUCUGUGGGUGAGAGAAAUAGAUAUCACAGUUUCUAGUUGAAAAAUUAGGUUUGAGUAAAGGCACAAGAAUAUGAACAAAAAUGAAAAUUGCAUUUUAACUCAAAGUAAUUAUUCAUAUUGAGAUAAUAACUGAAUCUGAAAAGACCUACACUUAUAGUUAAGAGGUGAGAACACAGAUGUCAGGUAGCCCAAUGAUACUAUAAAUUCAGAAGAGUCAAUAAUUAAGUAUAAAGAGCAGUUAUUAAAUCUUCAAAAGUUUCAUCUAUUUGGUGUACAAUAUUGGGUAUAAGAAAUUUAAAGACAUGAUAUAGAAAAUGAGGAGAAAUGGAAAUAGAUAUAUCAGUGAUAAAAGUUUUCAGUGGAGGGGAGGAGAUAACUUGGAAUAAAAAAGAAAAUUGGCAGACACUAAAAUUAUGAUCAGCAAACAGUGUUAACCAAGAGACGUGGUGUGCACAUGGAAGCCAACGUCCUGUGGUAAAUUACACUUGUCUGCAUUUGAACAAACACAAACCAUAAAAGGAAAUUUUGUGUGUAUUACAGUCUUGCUUGCUGUUGUAUUUAAAUCAAAUGACCACUUUUGAAUAAUGACUUAUGUACUAAGAAUGAAAAAAGAACAAUAUUUCAAAGUAUACACCCAAGGUGGUUCUUGUGACUUAUUACUAUUUAGUAAAAUGAGGUCAUAAAAUCCACUACUUAUCCAAAAGUUUUCUCUUCAAAUAGCCUCCUUCAUCCUUCUAAUCUAGAAUACUUAGGGACCAAGGGAAGGGGAGAGAGAACUGUGAAAAGAAAGAGUUAUUGUGAGACCAGAAGAAUACAGGAAUUUUCAGGAAUAUUUGUCUUAAUAAGUAAAGUUUUAUUGGUGAACAAUGAAAUGUACCUGUAACUUUUGAGUCAUGAAUUGUCAUGACUGUAAUAACUGAAAUACCAAUAAUCAGCAAUGGAUUUUGAACUCAAUAUUUGGAACAUGAUUUACUUAAAAUGCAAAAAGUUGGGAUUUCAAUAAAUUGGUGUAAUAUAAAUUAUUUCCAUCAAUUAACUGUAGUCAGUAAAGUUUUAAAGCUUGUAAUGAUUUUUUUUAAUUUUUGCUUUAUCUUCUUGAGAAGCAUUUGUGUAUGACAAAGAUACUCUAAUUUUUCAGUGUGCUCUGUACAUUCAUGAUCCUGUGUACAAAGUAAACUCUGUAACUUAUCAUGAAAUAAAGCUUCAUGUUACAUUCUCUUAAAA
Molecule: messenger RNA, 6672 nt
Organism: Cavia porcellus (domestic guinea pig)
Lineage: Eukaryota; Metazoa; Chordata; Mammalia; Rodentia; Caviidae
Gene: Gabrg1
Product: gamma-aminobutyric acid type A receptor subunit gamma1
Exons: 9
Coding region: 150-1547 (465 amino acids)
Biological process (GO): signal transduction; synaptic transmission, GABAergic; regulation of postsynaptic membrane potential
Cellular component (GO): neuron projection; plasma membrane; dendrite membrane
Molecular function (GO): inhibitory extracellular ligand-gated monoatomic ion channel activity; benzodiazepine receptor activity; GABA-gated chloride ion channel activity
Source: RefSeq, a predicted model, not a curated record